UCCGUGAUGUGGAAAGCACGAGCUCAGCCGUGCCUGUGUGCGUGCUCGCGAAAGCUACGCAUUGAUUCCUUUUUCUGAUGUAUUAUUAAUUUUUGUUGUUGUCUUCCUUCUUUAUUUCUUACUUUCUUUCCUUCCCGCGUGCGUUACACCGCCGCGCAUCACGAGCGCGUGCGUUUCCGAGGCAUCGCCGUACUCUCUCGCGCGCGCUCGCUGCUACAGUAUGCUACAGUAUGUGCGUCUCUGGCGCGUGAGUGAGCGUGUGUGCACGUGCGCCGUUUUGCGUGUGUGUGCGCAUGUUUAGUGCGUGCUUGUUUACUGCGUCCACGUUCGGCGUCGCUCAGUCCCUUACCUGAAACAAGAGCUGUUCUCUCUCUCUCUCUCCCUCUCUCUCUUUCUCUCUCUCUCUCUCACACACACACUCACACUCACACACACUUCGAGGUUUCCGAGGCUUUGAUCUCUCCUUUAUUCCAACUUGGAGCUCGUUUGAGGAAGUUUUCUGUCUUUUUUUUAAUUUCUUAUUUUCCUGGGACAAAUGGGAUGCUGAAGACGGAACGAAAGCAGGUGAAAGGCAUCUCUGAGCACACCCGCUAGCUGAUUGAGUGACUGAGGUGUGUGUGUGUGUGUGUGUGUGUGUGUGUGUGUGUGUGUGUGUGAGAGAGUGUGAGAGCGUGAGCGUGAGCGUCAUGCAUGCAGGAUGGAUGUGAAGGAGCGCAGGCCGUACUGCUCGCUGAGGGAGAGUCGCAGAGAGAAAGACAGACGCUUUACACACUCGUCUGGAGGAGAAAACGACGAGUGUCGUGUCCCCACACAGAAAUCCUACAGCUCGAGCGAAACACUCAAAGCCUUCGAGCACGACUCACAACGUCUGCUGUACAGCAGCCGUGCUAAAGAGAGAGAACACCGGGACACGGACGAGUACGCCCGGCCAGGGCAGAACUUCACCCUGAGGCAGUUGGGAAUCUGUGAUCCGGCCACGCGUCGUGGGUUAGCGUUCUGCUCUGAGAUGGGCCUCCCCCAUCGUGGGUACUCGGUUGGUACAGGCUCGGAGCUGGAUGCUGACAAUCAGGCCGUGAUGUCACCGGAUCGCGCCAUGCGUCUGUGGGGCGGGGGAGUCAAGUCCGCACGCAGCUCCUGCCUGUCGAGCCGAUCCAAUUCAGUGCUCACGCUCACAGACACCGAGCACGACAACAAGUCCGACAGCGACAAUGGUUCUCCCAUGCCAUCCCCUCUCUGCAGUCCAUCUGAUCACUCACUUCAUCAUCCGCCUCGCAGCGCAGAGUCCGAGUCGGACGACGAGCUCACACACACACACUGCAGAGAGCACACACACACUGCAGCCCAUGAGCAAGUGGCCAAUCAGCAUCACCAGGGCCCCUCGGCUCCUCCCACCUUGCCUCCGGCUCCUCCCCCUCACAAGCCGUUGGUGACGGCGUUGAACCACAGCUCAGUGAUUGGCCGGCGGAACGGAAGCCCCGCCCCUCCCCCGCCCGCCGAGCUGCCCACCACACCCGAGUCCGUCCCGCUGCAGGACAGCUGGGUCCUGGGCAGCAAUGUGCCACUGGAGAGCCGAAAAUUAACAAAGCAAGCAGUUCUCCAAAACGGCCAUGAGAGCCUGAUAGAGAUGGAUGCGUUGAAUCCCGUGAGCCACGAGGGCAGCUAUGGAGAUGGGCACUUCCUCUUUAAGACAGGCACAGGAACGACCCCUCUGUUCAGCACGGCCACUCCGGGCUACACCAUGGCUACGGGGGCGGUGUAUUCGCCCCCCACGAGGCCCCUGCCCCGAAACACGCUGUCCCGCAGCGCCUUCAAGUUCAAAAAGUCGUCGAAGUACUGCUCGUGGAGGUGCACGGCUCUCAGCGCGGUCGCCGUGUCCGUCCUGCUGUCCAUCAUCCUCUGCUACUGCGUCUCGAUGCAUCUGUUUGGAUUGAACUGGCAGCUGCAGGAAACGGAUAAUUUUGCGUUCGAGAAUGGACAGGUCAAACCGGACGGCACAACAUCUAACGGAGUUACCACACUGUCAGCUGAGCACGGUAAAGGGGGUGUGUAUGUUCAGGAGAAUAACACUAUAGACACAGGUGAGGUGGAUGUGGGGAGACGGGCGGUGCAGGAUGUUCCUCCCGGAAUGUUCUGGCGUUCUCAGCUCUUCAUUGAUCAGCCACAGUCGCUCAAGUUCAACAUCUCGCUGCAGAAAGACGCCCUUGUCGGAGUGUAUGGACGUAAAGGCCUGCCGCCGUCACACACACAGUACGACUUCGUGGAGCUGCUGGACGGCAGCCGAUUGAUCUCGAAGGAGAAGCGAGGCCUGGUGGAGAUGGAGGGAUCCCUGAGGAGAGCGAGAUCGGUGAAUGUCCAUGAGGCCGAGUUCAUCCGUUUCCUCGACUCGGGGAUCUGGCACCUGGCCUUCUACAAUGACGGAAAGAACACCGAGCAAGUCUCCUACAACACCAUCAUUAUCGAUUCUGUGACAGAGUGUCCACACAAUUGCCAUGGCAACGGAGACUGUCGCUCAGGAACGUGUCAUUGUUUCCCAGGGUUCCUUGGGCCUGACUGUUCACGAGCUGCGUGCCCAGUGUUGUGUAGUGGGAAUGGACAGUACUCCAGGGGGCGCUGUCUGUGCUACAGCGGCUGGAAAGGCACCGAAUGUGACGUUCCAAACAACCAGUGCAUCGACAUCCAUUGUGGAGGCCAUGGCAUCUGCAUCAUGGGCGCAUGUGUGUGCAACUCCGGGUACAAGGGCGAUAACUGCGAGGAAGUGGACUGUGUUGAUCCAUCGUGUUCAGGCCGGGGUGUGUGUAUCCGAGGUGUGUGUCACUGUAACGCCGGGUUUUCAGGCCCGAGCUGUGAGCUGCAGAAAGCCCUCUGUCCUGAACAGUGUUCUGGUCACGGAAAGUUCCAAAGCGACAGCGGAACCUGCACCUGUGAUGAGAACUGGACUGGACCGGACUGUGCUAUCGAGGUGUGUGCGGUGGACUGCGGCACACACGGAGUGUGUAUGGGCGGGAGCUGCCGCUGUGAGGAAGGCUGGACCGGGUCAGUGUGUGAUGUGAAGGCGUGUCACCCGCGCUGCACUGAACAUGGAACCUGCAAAGACGGCAAGUGUGAGUGUCAUCAGGGCUGGACCGGAGAGCACUGCACUGUGGCUCACCCGGAGACGUAUGUCCAAGGAGAGAGGAUAGGAUUUAAAGAGGGAUGCCCGGGUCUAUGUAACAGUAAUGGCCGCUGCACUCUGGAUCAGAACGGUUGGCACUGUGUGUGUCAGCCUGGAUGGAGGGGGGCUGGCUGUGACGUCGCCAUGGAAACCCUCUGCGCAGAUGGCAAGGACAACGAAGGAGACGGCCUAGCGGACUGCAUGGACCCGGACUGCUGUCUCCAGACCACGUGUGUGUCACAGCCGUUUUGCCGUGGGUCUCCUGACCCUGCUGACAUCAUCACCCAUGGCCAAUCAGCUUCUCCUCAGCAGGCGGCGCAGUCCUUCUACCAGCGAAUCAGCUUUCUGCUCGGGCCAGAGGGCACACACAUUAUCACGGGAGAGAACCCAUUCAACAAGAGCCUGGCGUCUAUAAUCCGAGGUCAGGUACUGACUGCAGAUGGAACUCCGCUGAUCGGAGUGAACGUCUCCUUCGUAAAUUUCCCCGACCAUGGAUACACCAUCACCCGACAGGACGGCAUGUUUGACAUCCUGGCCAAUGGCGGUGCGUCUCUGACCCUGAGUUUUGAACGCUCUCCAUUCCUGCCUCAGCAGCGCACCGUGUGGUUGCCAUGGAACGUUUUUUACGUGAUGGACACGCUGGUGCUGAAGAAGGAGCAGAACGACAUUCCCAGCUGCGACCUGAGCGGAUUUGUGAGGCCCAGCCCACUCAUCGUGACCACGCCCCUUUCUACCUUCUUUAGAUCUGCACCUGAGAACGGACCCAUCAUCCCAGAGACACAGGUUCUCCAGGAGGACACGGCCAUCCCCGGGAGCGACCUGAACCUGGUGUACCUGAGUUCUCGAGCAGCCGGGUAUCGCCCGGUCCUGAAGGUCACCAUGACCCAGUCCACCAUUCCCUUUAACCUGAUGAAGGUUCACCUGAUGGUGGCUGUGGUGGGACGACUCUUCCAGAAGUGGUUCCCUGCGGAACCCAAUCUCUCCUACACCUUCAUCUGGGACAAAACUGACGCCUACAACCAGCGUGUGUACGGCCUGAGCGAGGCGGUCGUGUCGGUGGGGUUUGAGUACGAGUCAUGUUUGGAUCUGAUCCUGUGGGAGAAGAGGACCGCAGUCCUGCAGGGUUAUGAGCUGGACGCCUCCAACAUGGGCGGCUGGACGCUAGACAAACACCACGUGCUGGACGUCCAGAACGGUAUUCUGUAUAAGGGCAAUGGGGAGAAUGUGUUCAUUUCCCAGCAGCCCCCUGUGAUCAGCAGCAUCAUGGGGAAUGGGCGGAGGCGCAGUAUCUCCUGCCCCAGCUGUAACGGUCAGGCCGAUGGGAACAAGCUUCUGGCGCCGGUGGCUUUGGCCUGCGGAUCGGACGGCAGCAUCUACGUGGGAGAUUUUAACUACAUCAGACGCAUCUUUCCUUCAGGAAACGUCACCAGCGUGAUGGAGCUCAGAAAUAAAGACUUCAGACACAGCAACAAUCCAGCGCAUAAGUACUACCUGGCGACGGAUCCGAUGUCAGGGCAGCUGUACGUGUCCGAUACGAACUCACGGCGGAUCUUCAGACCUAAAGUUCUGACAGGGGUGAAGGAGCUGCUGCAGAAUGCUGAGGUGGUGGCAGGAACUGGAGAGCAGUGUUUACCUUUCGACGAGAACCGCUGUGGAGAUGGAGGGAAGGCCAAUGAGGCCCUGCUGCUGGGUCCUAAAGGUAUUGCUGUGGAUAAAAAUGGAUUAAUCUACUUUGUGGACGGGACGAUGAUCCGCAAAGUCGACCGCAACGGCAUCAUAUCCACACUGCUUGGGUCAAACGAUCUGACCUCUGCACGACCUUUGACCUGUGACACCAGCAUGCAUAUUGGGCAGGUGCGAUUGGAGUGGCCAACAGACUUGGCCAUCAACCCCAUGGAUAAUUCGAUUUAUGUGCUAGACAACAACGUUGUUCUUCAGAUCACGGAGAACCGGCAGGUGCGCAUCGUAGCGGGACGUCCCAUGCACUGUCAAGUUCCAGGCAUCGAGUACGCGCUGGGAAAACGUGCCAUCCAGACCACCCUGGAGGGGGCCACUGCCAUCGCCGUGUCCUUCAGCGGCGUGCUGUAUAUCGCCGAGAGCGAUGAGAAGAAGAUCAACCGUGUACGACAGGUGAGCACAGACGGAGAGAUCACGCACCUGGCGGGGGCGCCAUCCGAGUGUGACUGCAAGAACGACGCCAACUGUGACUGCUACCUCACGGGAGAUGGCUAUGCUAAAGAUGCUAGGCUAAAUGCCCCGUCCUCGCUCAUCGUCUCUCCUGAUGGGACUCUGUACGUUGCCGAUUUGGGCAACAUCCGUAUCCGAGCCAUUUCACGAAACCGUCCUCCUCUUGCAUUGUCUGGAUUUUAUGAGGUGGCGUCUCCGGCUGCGCAGGAGCUCUACAUUUUUGAUGUGAACGGCACGCAUCAGCACACCAUGAGCCUCGUUACUGGGGACUACGUGUACAACUUCAGCUACAGCAACGAGGGUGACGUCACCGCCGUCGCCGACCGCAACGGCAACACGCUGCGCGUCCGCCGGGACCCCAAUCGCAUGCCUGUGCGCCUCGUCGCCCCCGACAACCAGGUGAUCUGGAUCACCAUCAGCACCAAUGGAGGUCUAAAAACGCUGACGGCGCAGGGGCAGGAACUUACGCUCUUCACCUACCACGGCAACAGCGGCCUACUCGCCACCAAGAGCACCCAGAUCGGCUGGACCACCUUCUACGACUAUGACAGUGAGGGACGGCUGACAAACGUCACCUUCCCUACAGGUAUUAUCACCAGUCUGAUUGAGGAGAUGGACCGAGCGCUCACAGUGGACAUCGAGACCUCCGGGAGAGACGAUGACGUUAGCAUCACCACUAACCUCUCCUCCAUCGACUCUUUCUACACCCUUGUACAAGAUCAGUUGAGGAACAGUUAUCAGGUGGGUUAUGACAGCUCUCUGAGGGUCAUUUACGCCAACGGUAUGGACUCGCACUACCAGACCGAGCCUCACAUCCUGGCGGGUGCAGCGAACCCUACAGUGGCCCGGAGGAACAUGAGCCUGCCUGGAGAAAACGGCCAGAACCUGGUGGAGUGGAGAUUCAGAAAAGAGCAGACUCGAGGCAAGGUCAUAGUGUUCGGACGAAAGCUGAGGGUAAACGGGAGGAACCUGCUGUCGGUGGAUUACGACCGAACUCUGAGGACGGAGAAGAUUUACGAUGAUCACCGUAAGUUCCUGCUGAAGAUCGUGUACGACACGGCGGGUCACCCUACACUGUGGGUUCCCAGCAGUAAACUCAUGUCGGUGAACCUGACCUACUCGAGCAGCGGUCAGGUGACAAGCAUCCAGCGAGGGGCCACUGUGGAGAGGGUGGAGUACGACAGCCAGGGGCGCAUCAUCUCCAGAACCUUUGCUGAUGGCAAGUCGUGGAGCUACACUUACCUGGACAAGUCCAUGGUGCUCCUGCUCCACAGCCAGCGACAGUACAUCUUCGACUUUGACCUACAAGACAGGCUCUCUGCCAUCACCAUGCCCAGUGUGGCGCGUCACACCAUGGAGACCAUUCGGUCCAUCGGCUACUACCGCAACAUCUAUCAUCCACCUGAGAGCAACGCCUCGGUCACCGUGGAUUACACCGAGGACGGACAACUUCUCCGUGUGGCACACUUGGGCACUGGGCGCCGCAUCCUCUAUAAGUACAGGAGGCAGAACAAGAUCUCAGAGAUCCUGUAUGACAGCACACGUGUGAGUUUCACGUAUGACGAGACUGCCGGCGUUUUGAAGACGGUCAACUUGCAAAGUGAAGGUUUUAUCUGCUCCAUCCGAUAUCGCCAGAUCGGCCCUUUAGUGGACAGACAGAUCUUUCGAUUCAGCGAGGACGGCAUGGUCAAUGCCCGCUUUGACUACUCGUAUGACAACAGCUUCCGGGUCACCAGCAUGCAAGGGGUCAUUAACGAGACGCCGCUUCCCAUCGACCUUUACCAGUUCGAUGACAUUUCUGGCAAAGUGGAGCAGUUUGGCAAGUUCGGAGUGAUCUAUUACGACAUCAAUCAGAUUAUCUCGACAGCAGUCAUGACAUACACUAAGCACUUUGAUGUCCACGGCCGCAUCAAAGAAAUCCAGUAUGAGAUCUUCCGGUCCCUCAUGUACUGGAUCACCAUCCAGUAUGACAACAUGGGCCGGGUCACCAAGCGCGAGAUCAAGAUCGGACCUUUUGCAAACACGACCAAAUACAGCUAUGAGUACGACGUGGAUGGCCAACUGCAGACCGUUUACUUGAACGAGAAGAUGAUGUGGCGUUACAGCUAUGAUCUCAACGGCAACCUGCACUUGCUAAACCCGGGUAACAGCGCUCGCCUCACGCCGCUUCGUUAUGAUCUUCGUGAUCGCAUCACGCGCCUUGGCGACGUACAGUACCGGAUGGACGAAGACGGAUUCCUGCGCCAGAGAGGCACCGAGAUCUUCGAGUACAACUCCAAAGGCCUACUGGUACGAGUCCAUAGCAAGGCCAAUGGGUGGACUAUUCAGUAUCGUUACGAUGGAUUGGGGAGGCGACUGGCAUCCCGUAACAGCCUCGGCCAGCACCUUCAAUACUUCUAUGCCGACCUGAACUACCCUACACGUAUCACCCAUGUCUACAACCAUUCCAGCUCAGAGAUCACCUCGCUCUACUAUGACCUCCAAGGCCACCUGUUUGCUAUGGAGAUUAGCAGUGGAGAGGAGUUCUACAUCGCCUGUGACAACACCGGAACUCCACUAGCUGUCUUCAGCAGUAAUGGGCUGCUACUUAAGCAGGUUCAGUACACUGCUUAUGGAGAGAUCUACUUUGACUCCAACCCUGACUUUCAGCUGGUAAUUGGGUUCCAUGGGGGAUUGUAUGACCCACUUACAAGGCUCCUUCACUUUGGAGAACGAGACUACGACAUCCCUGCUGGCCGCUGGACCACUCCAGAUAUUAGCACCUGGACCAGAGUGGGAAAAGAUCCUGCCCCAUUUAACCUGUACAUGUUCCGCAAUAAUAACCCUAUUAGCAAAGUGCAUGAUGUCAAAGAGUAUGUUACAGAUGUCAACAUCUGGCUGGUAACAUUUGGCUUCCAUCUUCAUAAUGCCAUCCCUGGAUUCCCAAUUCCUAAAUUUGACCUUACACAGCCAUCACUGGAGAUGAGAAAGAGUCAGCUCUGGGAUGAUCUUCCGGCCAUCUCAGGCGUCCAGGAGGAGGUGACACGACAGGCCAAGGCGUUCUUAUCUUUCGAGAGGAUGCCGGAGAUCCAGUUUAGCCGGCGCCGCAGUGCAUGGGAUAAACCCUGGCUGUGGUUCGCCACCGUCAAGUCGUUGAUCGGUAGAGGCGUGAUGCUUGCGAUCACCAGCAAAGGCCAAGUUGCCACAAAUGCCCUGAACAUUGCCAACGAAGACUGCAUCAAGGUGGCCGCGGUGCUGAACAAUGCCUUCUACCUAGAAGACCUGCAUUUCACAAUUGAGGGUCGCGACACACAUUACUUUAUUAAAACAAGCCUUCCUGAAAGUGACCUGGGGGCCUUGCGGCUGACGAGCGGCCGGCGUAGCCUGGAGAACGGCGUGAAUGUGACCGUGUCCCAGUCCACCACCGUAGUGAACGGGCGUACGCGGCGCUUCGCAGACGUAGAGCUACAGUACGGCUCGCUGGCGUUGCAUGUACGGUACGGCAUGACACUGGAUGAGGAAAAGGCAAGAGUGCUUGAGCAGGCCAGGCAACGAGCUCUCGCAAGCGCAUGGCAAAGAGAACAGCAAAGGGUCCGAGAGGGCGAAGAAGGUGCCAGGCUCUGGACUGAAGGUGAGAAACGGCAACUACUGAGCUCAGGAAAGGUUCUGGGCUAUGACGGCUACUACGUCCUCUCUGUGGAGCAGUACCCCGAACUAGCCGACAGUGCCAACAACAUCCAGUUCUUGAGGCAGAGCGAGAUCGGGAAGAGGUAACAACCGACUGCACGGCGAUGCUUUAGCUGGGAAGAAGCAACAACAACAGACUGUACUGUGCCUAGCUGCCUCUUUCGUUCACCGUGUAGAAAAGACCUGAGAUAAGCUCUGAAACCCGACACGUCUCUCCCUCUGCAGCAUCGACAUGAACUCUUUCUGAAAGCACUCAAUAAGAAAUUUUUUUAAAUAAAAAAUAAAUAAAAAAAACUGCUUUAGCUUGGUAGAUGUAAUGGACUGUUACUUAGCUGACAGUUUUCUCAGACUGAGGAGAGAAAUAACGUGAAGAAAUGACUCAAGCGCUCAGUACCGCCUCAGUUGCCUCACACUCUCUUACCCCAAUACCCCCACUCUAUACCGAAUAUACUCACUAAUAGCCCCCUUCCCCAUCACAGGGUAGACAGAAGCCGCCUCUAUUUUACCGUGUACAAAAACCCUAAGAACAUAUUUCUUCACGCUGCAGCAUCCGAUGGACAAGCAAAGUUUCUCUGAAGGACUCUUGAUAAAUGAUUUUUAAAAACUCUUCGGAUCUUUUUUGUGCUUUUUUUGUAUAAAAUUCUUUAACGACGGUACGCAUAACGGAUUUAAAAAAAAGGAAGAAAAGAAAGGAACGUGUUUACAAAACCACUGCACUUGGCUAACGGACUAACGUGUACAGAGCCUCUGGGUCGCAACUUUCACUCGGGAAGUUCUUCUUGAAAAAAAAUAAAAUAAAAAAAAAAAAUAAAAAUUAAAAGUUUUGUGGAUGUUGUGGGUACAGAGACGUACAGCCGUGAGAACUGAACGAUCCUUUCCUGCUUCGCUUUCUUUUGAAGACGCUGUUACGAUUCAAGUAUUCAGUCGAGUCUGCGUGUUCGAUGUCAUUGCUGAACCAGCUGGCGGAUGUAGAGUAGAGAGCAAAAACUAAAGUAAAAAUUAUAUAUCCUAACUGGCCUGUCUUUUGACAAGAGAUGUGAGAGUUAUCUUUAUGAAUUUUUUUUUAACUUAAAAAAAAAAUCCACUUAUCCAUACAUCAAUAUUAGUCUCAGAGAAAGUAAUUUAUGUACAGUGUUUAUACAUACAAAAAAAAUACAAAAACAAAAAUAAAUCCUUAAGAAUAUUGACUUUCUUUUUACCGUCUUGUCAUGCAUUACUGUUUACACUUCAUGAAGUUUAAUAUUUGAUCUUAUCAGAAUUUAUGGUAAUGCUAAUCAAAAUAAAAUCAGCUGUACUGUCUCAUUAAUCUCUGCAUUUUCAUCUCGUACUGUUUGUUUUGCACACGUUUUGUUUUUUAUUUUUGUGGGUUUUUUUAAGCUCUUGGCCGGUUUCAUUGCUUGCCUGCUUUUUCACUGUAAUCGAUGGAGGUGAUGUACGCCGGAUGUCGAGCUGCGGUUCAAUAACAGCCUAUAGAUAUUAGUUAGAAAUAAAGCGGGAUACAGAUUCAAAUGUUGGGUGUUUUCUGUUUACUCGCAGGAAACUACUCGGGGCUGUACUCUGUACAUGUCAUGUUUCAAACGCAGGUUAAGAUUUUUUUUAAAAAUCGAUCACCUCAACUGGAACUAUGGACUCGAGUCGUGACUUUUAGAAAAAGCAUGGAAAACGGAGCAAAUCGGAUUCACAGGCAAAAAAAUUAAUGCGGGCGAGAAACGAAAAACUUCAUUCACGUGCAUCUCCUCACGGUUGAAAGUCGAUUCGUUUUAUAGCUCGAUUUUGUUUGUCUAUUUCUGAGGCCUUCAAAAAAAGAGAACGUACCUCGGUUUUUUUGUUGUUUUUGUUUUCCUUUUUUUACUUAUUUACUUACUACGAAACUUAUUUUUUUAUUAAUAUGCGAAUGAAAAAGGAUGUGAAAAAGGGAUAGUGGUCGGGCAGUUCCCCCGCAAUGAUGGUGAUGGUGGGUUUGGAACUCUUUUCUGAUCGUUGUGCUUUGUGUCAAGCGCUGUGCGUUUGGCUGCUCUGAUCUUAGAAAUGCCAAAUUCUUUCCUUGUUUGACAAUCCGGUUCCCACUGCAAUUAAAUGCGGUGACUUCGUACCCCUCCCUGAGGUGACACAGCAGCUCUGCACCCCUCACUCGGCUCCUGGAGGCGCUGCGGUGGCUUUGUGCCCCCCACUCCCCUCCUUGAGGUGUUGUGGCAGCUUCGUGCCCCCCACUCCCCCCCUUGAGGCGUUGCGCCGGCUUUGUGCCCCCCACUCCCCUUUUUUAGGCUUUGCAGCGGUAUUGUGCCCCCGACUCCCCUCCUUGAGGUGUUGCGGCGGCUUCUUGCCCCCCACUCCCCUUCUUGAGGCAUUGACAUGGCUUCUUGCCCCCCACUCCCCUCCUUUAGGCGUUGCGGCGGUAUCGUGCCCCCCAUUCCCUUCCUUGAGGCAUUGCGGCGGUAUCGUGCCCCCCACUCCCUGCCUUGAGGCGUUGCGGCAGCUUCAUGCCCCCCCACUCCCCUCUUUGAGGUGUUGCGGUGGAUUCACACCCCUCGAGCAGUUAACGAAUUAUAAAAGCAGCUACAUUUUGAGCACACGUCACGUCGCACAGAACGCCAUUUCUUUGGCACUUACCGCGAUACACGAUUCUUACGAAGGCCAUGGCGGUUAGCAAAUAGGGAACGGUUGGCAAGAAAAGAACAAGGUGAUCAAGGUUUUCUUUGCCAUAUGUUGCAUGCGUAUGAUGUAAAACUGCCUAUCUGAAACCAUUUCACCCACUUUAAAGGUCAUGUUCAGAAGCCGGGUGUUUGAACGCACUGCUUUGAUGGAUUAUUUACUGUAUCUGCUUCUACUCCAGCUCAUUAUGGAUGUGUGUGAAAAUGUACUGAAUGUUUUCUUUCUCCAUCUCCAUCUCCAUGGCUCCUCUCUGUCUCGUAGCUCUGUACGGCCUCAUGCAGGUCCCUCAAAGUUUUAAAGUAGGAUGUAAAAAAAAGAAAAAAACUAUAUGCCUUGUUUAUAUGCAUUUUUUCUGUUUUAUGGGAAAGAUUUUUUUUUUUACAGAUAUGUUCCUUUUUGUACUAUUUAAAAAAAAGGUAAAAAGGUAAAAAGCGGGCGUGAGGAAGAACUGUCUCACGGUCUGCUAGUGAAGGGACUACGGAUGCGCCACACUCAUGUUUCUGUUUGUUUUUGAGCGACAGAUCUUGAGGUUUUCUUGUUUGUUUGCUUGAUAAGGUACAGAAAAUAAAUGUCUGGAGUGCAAUUAAGAGACUGGAUACACGUUAACGAGACUUCGGGACGUCAAAAAGCAUUGAGUUUAAUGCACUGUUCAAUCCAAUCUAAAUUUCAGUCUGAUAACACAUGUUUUACUGCCACAGAAGUUGGAAAGGAAGCAGGAACCUCCGACUUGUUCAUCUGAUGUAUUAACUACUGACAGAAGCAACGUGUGAAACACGUGUGAAAAUGUGUAUCCAGACCUUUAAGUGCAAAUGUAAACUAAUCUCAAGUAGGUCGAUGCUGGACCCAUUUACAUUUUUACUUUGCAACAUGUUAAUGCUCCACAGACGCCAAUCAUUUAAAUAAAAACAUAAUACUCAUA
This is a messenger RNA of Silurus meridionalis, 12575 nucleotides long. RefSeq names its product teneurin-3. NCBI's taxonomy places the organism in Eukaryota, Metazoa, Chordata, Actinopteri, Siluriformes, Siluridae. Gene Ontology annotation, biological process: neuron development; heterophilic cell-cell adhesion; signal transduction. The coding region runs from base 698 to 9091 and encodes 2797 amino acids. The transcript is spliced from 33 exons. Gene Ontology annotation, molecular function: cell adhesion molecule binding; protein heterodimerization activity; protein homodimerization activity. Gene Ontology annotation, cellular component: neuron projection; membrane. The record is from RefSeq and is a predicted model, not a curated record.